This is a messenger RNA of Merops nubicus (carmine bee-eater), 1836 nucleotides long. RefSeq lists its product as uncharacterized. Gene Ontology annotation, biological process: CENP-A containing chromatin assembly. Lineage: Eukaryota; Metazoa; Chordata; Aves; Coraciiformes; Meropidae. Gene Ontology annotation, cellular component: chromosome, centromeric region. The record is from RefSeq and is a predicted model, not a curated record. Gene Ontology annotation, molecular function: histone binding.
UUACUUACUUGUGGUGUGUCGCAAGGUCCUGCUUUCCCUGGCCGCCAAAAGCAGCCGUCACCCAGGGCCUCGGGCAGCUCUGCAGUUCGGGGGCUGAGUCGUGCUCUCUGCCUUGGCACGAGUAAGCUGUAUAAUCAACCUUUUGAAGAUGAUUUACUUAUUUCCAUGGAAACUCUCACUUAUGAUACACCUGAUGGACCAAAACAAUGGGAGAAAGUGUCAACCAAGAAGCUUAGAAAAUGGAAGAAGAAAGCACUUUGGGAGUCGCCUGAGAACUCUUCUGUGGAUACUCCUGACGUAGAUGAGGAAAGUGAUGCUGAUAUAGUUCCAGUAAGGAGAAAAUGUGAAGACAUGGACGCACAGAGUCUUUGUGUAGCUGAUGGGAAAAUUCAAAAGAAAGUAAGAGUGGAUGUCAUUGUACAAGACUACGCUAGACAAAUUCCCAAGUGGAUUAUGAAAGAACCUCAUGGUUCAUCAGAAGGUCUUCAUUUAGCUUCGCCAGUGCAAGAACUGAUAGGCAACCAAGCCAGUGUUUGCAGCAAGGAAGUGGAAUUGGCAAAUGAAUAUUCUUCAAGACCUCUACAGCUACAAUUUUGGGGUGUUCCCAUUUCACCAGGUAGAAUAACCAUACCUAGGCAUCGACUUUAUCCAGAACUGAAUAAAACCUGCUGUGAUUCUCUACUGGAAGAAUACCAGUCUGAAAGUGAGGAAUGCUCCUGCAGCAAUGUCACACUUGCAGAGGAAUGCUCCUGGAGCAAUGUAACUCUUGCAGACUUGUAUCCAGCGAUGGUGCAGAUACUUAAAAGGGUAAUGACAAAGCGGUCAUUAAAAUACAUGUUUGGACACUUAAGGCACAAAAGAUGGCAUUCUAGAAGACCCAAGCUCAAUAUCACUGUAGACAAAAUAAGGGGGUUCAGACCCCUUAAAAUGAAGCAAGCACUACCCAGAAUAUGCAGCAGUAGAAGGGAAGACGUCUGGAAUCUAAUUGCUGGACAGGAGAACAGAGAACUAUGUGAUGACAGCUGCUCCAUCAAUGAUUUAUCUGAUCUGGUACCUUAUUUUUACACUGAUACCAAUGAAAUCAAAAUGGACUGCUCUGACUCUAGUUCAGAACAUCAUUUGUUAUCUGCAAAAGGCCCAAAUGUCUCCAAACAGACAGUGUUUCCUAAUGUUAUGCCUAGAAUGGGAGAGACAUUUCUAGUUGAAGAUGAGUUAGAGACUACUGUCUCGCUGAAGAAUUCAAAAUGCAAAGAAAGUGAAAAAUCGGCUUACGGAUGUUCCUCGGAAUACCAUUUUAUAGCAUCUAAUGCCAGUUCAUGGUCAACGGCAUUUCAUCUGGUGAAAGAGAGCAAAACUCAAAAAGCUUACUUUCCUUGUGGUGGUACCUCAGUAUUGUGUUCAUCUACUUGCAGUUCCUAUGGCAAUAGUAAUACGAUUACACCUCUCACAAACACUUCUCUUGCAAGAACAUCAAAUACUUUGCUCAUAAGUCCUGAAAAAAUAACUUCUGGAGGACAGAUUUCUUUCCAGUGCAAAGACUCAUUUUCCUCAUUGUCUGUGAAGCAGAGUCCUUCAAAGAUGCCCCAGAAAUACAAAGAUGCAUUCGAAGAACUCUACUACAAACUGUCUUCCAAAGAAAUCCAAAAGCCUUUGACAUUGACAAGAGUUCUUUCAAAUUCACAGAACCUUGAGGAGAAAGAUAGAUUAGUGAAGAAUAAUUUAAGUGCUUCUGCGAGGUCCAGUGCACUGUACGACAGAGCAUUGACAGCAUUUAUGAGCAAUUGUCCAAUGAGGCUGUUCCAAAACUUCCUGGGUUGCAGAGACCUUCAAAUAUAA